AUUGUUGGUGGUGCUUGGCUGCAUACGGGACGAGCAUUUAUAUUGUCACUGGAGUACGCAUUUCGUAGACAUUCCAAGCUGGGGGGCAUUUUCUUGGCGAGCGGUGACCUCGUCGACUGCGGGAGCCACAGCGCGUGCUAGCGGGGAAUGGCGAGUAUUGCGCCGCGUUUGAAAACAGAAUUGGGACGGCAGCUGCUAGAAAUUCGACUUUUGGCCCACGAACACUUCAAAAAUUUCGUUCGACGACAAGAGUGCACUUCGAAUGUCCUUUUUCUUGGCGGGCUAUUUAGUUUGCAAUUAGCUCUUCAGUUAGAAGAUAUGCCGUACAUUUAUAUAUACGGGAGCAAGUGAAGGUUGUGAAUGAGCCGGUACAUCCAGAGAUAAGUUGAGCGGGCUUGAGCACCUGUUGCGAAGUUGGCCGCCUGAUUUUGCGCUUGGUUGGGGGGAGGGAUGCAAACCUCGAACAGGGUGCAUGGGAUGGCAAUUUUUGAAUAGGCGAAAUGAUAGGGGGCGCGGGGUUUUGCGCCACUGGUGGUGGUUCUUGGACACGUUGGAGUCCGGGUCAAGGUCACAGGGUUGAGGCAUGAGUUUUUGGUGGCACCAAUCGCGUUUUGGGAGAGGAAAAAAAAAAUACUGAUUUUUCUUAGUCUUGUACGCUCAGUAAGCAUAUAUUGCAUUAUUUGCGCGCACACCCUUCUUUUGCUUGUGCUUUUUUCGACAAGGUUUUGAUUUUUUCUCUCUGGUUGAGAGAGGUCCCUGAAGGUUGAAGAAGUUGUUUCGAAGGGGGGGGUAUCAGUUUAGCCGAAGGCGUUCAGAAAUAUAUUUCUUAGGCAGGAGCUUAGGAAGUGUCGUGAUUUGGUGUUUUGUUGGAUUGGGUCGUUGGGUUAAUUCAUCUCUUGGCCUCUAGAAAUGGCUUCGGUGGACGUUGAUUAUUACGCAGGUAUGACGGGGUGAUGUGCGCGUGUUUAGACAGCAGAUAUCUCGUCUGAUCGAGGUAUUUGGCAUUGGGGGAUGGCGAGCUGGUUGGGGGGUGGUUCGGCGCGAUAGAAGUUGUUUGCUGACUUUUUUUUUUUUGGCAGUGUGCGUACACGUUGCAGUUUGUCCAGGCGCACAUAUCGCCCGCGACUUACACGGAGACGGGGGGUGGGACGAGCGAGUUGUGGCCGCACGACGCGAGGUUGCGGGAUCUCACGUACAGCAGUCCUUUGCAGGCGACCAUUUACGUUACGCCGUCGGAGGGGAAGAGGCACGAGUUGAUGGUGCCGAUUGGUCGGAUUCCGACUAUGGUUAGGUCUCGAAUUUGCAACUUGAACAAGACGGGGGCUGGGAACUUGAGUUCUGCCGCGGAGUGCGAUUACGACGAGGGUGGCUACUUCAUCGUCAACGGCAGCGAGAAGGUGUUGAUUGCUCAGGAGAAGAUGUCUAACAACCACAUUUACGUGUUCAAGCAGCCCAAGGAGUCCAAGUACACUUGGAUAGCGGAGGUUCGGUCGGUGGUGGAGGGGUCUUUUCGUCCCCCGUCCGCGACGUACGUGCGCUUGCUGCAGGCGUCGAAGACGCACGACGCGACCAUCCAGGCGACGCUGACGUCGUCUACGCGCGACGACGUGCCCAUCAUCAUAGUGUUUCGAGCGUUUGGGUUCGAGAGUGACAAGGACAUUUUGGAGCACAUAUGUUACGACCUGGAGGACGAGCGCAUGGUUGAGCUGAUCAAGCCCUCCCUGGUGGAGGGCAGAGAGAUUCGGACGCGGGACACCGCGUUGGAGUGGAUUGGGACCACCAACACGACGUUUCAGAGCAUUAGUCAGAGUCGGCUGAGGUUUGCGGAGGAGGUUUUGCAGAAGGAGGUUCUCCCCCACGUUUCUCAGCACGAGGGCGGAAAUACGCAGAAGGCGUUUUAUUUUGGCUACAUGGUGCACAGGCUGUUGCAGGCCGCGCUGGAGAGGAGGCCGCCCGACGACAGGGACCAUUAUGGGAACAAGCGCAUGGAGUUGGCGGGCGCGCUCAUGGAGGGGCUUUUUUGCCAGCUGUUCGUCAACAUGGUGAAGCAGUUGAAGAAGAAGUUUCUCGCGGUGGUGGACAACGAGAAGACGCGCGUGUUUGACUUCAAACACUACAUUAGCGGCGAGAUCAUUACGACUGGACUCAAUUACUCCCUUUCCACCGGCAACUGGGGCGCCGGUCGGAGGGGCGCCAAGACCAAGAGUGGCGUUUCGCAGGUUUUGAACCGACUGACGUUUCUCUCGACCCUGUCUCACCUGCGGCGCCUGAACACGCCGAUUGGCAGCGACUCGAAGCUCGCGAAGCCUCGCCAGCUGCACAACACGCAUUGGGGGAUGGUUUGUCCCGCGGAGACGCCGGAGGGACACCAAUGCGGGCUUGUGAAGAACUUGUCUCUUAUGGCGCUUAUUUCGGUUGCGUAUCAAGGGAACGAGAUAGAGCCGAUGCUGCGCUCGGCGAAUUUGCUGGAUUCCCUGGCGCAGGUCGCGCCUUCUCAGAUUCUGAAGUCGACCAAGAUUUUCCUUGACGGUGCCUGGCUUGGCAUGAGCAGCACGGCGCCGGAGUUCGUCGAGUACCUGAAGUCCUGGCGUCGCCAGCGCUUCGAGGCGAGUCAGAUUUCGAUUACCCACGACAUCGAGCACCGCGAGGUCCACAUACAGACGGAUCCGGGGCGCUGCUGCAGGCCGCUGUUCGUGGUGCACGACAAUUUCUUGCAAAUAAAAAAAAGCCACAUUCAAGAGCUUCAGGAUCCCCAUUCGGGCGUCAACUGGAACACCAUCCUGGAGGCCGGCCUGGUUGACAUCGUCGACACGGCCGAGGAGGAGACGCUCAUGAUAGCGAUGGUGCCGGCUGAUCUCCAAGUUGCGCGAGAGGCUUACAUAAAGUGCGAAGGGUUCAGUCAGUCUUUCACGCACUGCGAAAUCCAUCCUUCUAUGAUCCUCGGCGUGGUCGCCAGCGUGAUUCCGUUUCCAGACCACAACCAGUCUCCCAGGAACACCUACCAGAGCGCCAUGGGCAAGCAGGCGCUCGGAGUCUACGCCACCAACUUCAACCUGCGCAUGGAUUCUUUGGCUCACGUUUUGUGGUACCCCCAGAAGCCCUUGGCGCGUCCGCACGCGGUGAAGUACCUGAAGUUUCGAGACCUCCCGGCCGGUACCAACGUGGUCGUGGCGAUCGCGUGUUACUCCGGGUACAACCAGGAGGAUUCCGUGAUGCUCAACCAGUCCAGCAUUGACAGGGGCCUCUUCCGGUCCGUCUUCUAUCGCACGUACCGCGAGGAGGAGUCCUGCCACGAGGCCCACGACAGCAAGAUCGUGGAGACCUUCGAGAAGCCGACUCCCGGCGAGGUCGGCCGCAUCUCCAACAAGAACUACUCGCGACUCGACGAGGACGGCAUCGUGUCGCCGGGCACGCCGGUCUUCGGCGAGGACAUCAUCAUAGGCAGGACGCGCACCGUUCCGGACGGAAUCCGAGUGGGAGACAAGGAGUACUUCAAGGAGGACUCGUCCAAGCCCUCUCGCCCGAGCGAGUCCGGGAUCGUCGACCAGGUCAUGAUCAGCACGUCCGCCGAGGGAAACCGGUUCGUCAAGGUCCGCAUUCGAAGCAUACGCACGCCCACCAUCGGCGACAAAUUCUCCUCUCGACACGGGCAAAAAGGCACAUGCGGCAUGCUCUAUCGCCAAGAAGACAUGCCGUUCAACCGAGACGGCAUCUGCCCGGACCUGAUCAUGAACCCGCACGCCAUUCCGUCCCGCAUGACUAUCGGGCACAUGAUCGAGUGUCUCCUCAGCAAGCUCGCCGCCGUCAGCGGAGAAGAGGGCGACGCCACGCCCUUCACCGACGUCAACGUCGAGCAAAUCUCUCAACGCCUCCACUCCUACGGAUACCAACCUCGCGGCAACGAAGUCGUCUACCACGGCCACACCGGCAGGCGCAUGGAGGCCCAGCUCUUCAUGGGGCCCAUGUACUACCAACGGCUGAAGCACCUCGUCGAGGACAAAAUGUUUUCACGAGCUCGCGGAAGGACCCAAAUUCUCACCCACCAACCCGCCGAAGGGCGAUCCAGAGGCGGCGGCCUUCGGUUCGGGGAAAUGGAACGCGACGUCAUGAUCGCCCACGGCUCCUCCCAAUUCCUGAAAGAGCGCCUACUUUAUCAAAGCGACAUCUAUCGCCUCCACAUCUGUGAGGUGUGCGGACUCAUCGCCAUCACCACGCUCGAAUCUAACCGGUUGUACUGCAAAAACUGCAAACUCUCAUCCAGAAUCGUACAAGUCCUCCUUCCCUACGCCUGCAAGCUCCUCUUCCAGGAGCUCAUGUCCAUGAACAUCGCCCCGCGCAUCAGCACCGUUCCCCCGCCUCCCGCUGGCGCCGAAAUAGACAUGACCAAGUACGACUACGACUAAGCAACUUCCUCUUCUUUUUGUAUAUAUAUACAUAUAUGUACAGCACAACCUGUCAAGCAAAACCCCCCAGCAACAACACCUAGACACGCACGCGCACCUUCCUCUGACAAACCAACGCUCUGGCUCCCCCCGCUCUCCAAUCGAACUCGCUGCUCGCCCCUCUCGCUGACAACCAAACCCUCGCAUUCUGCUCGAACACUCUCGCUCGGCGCGUCACUGUUCGUUGUGUUCGUUGACGAGCGAAUGACAGGCACUCUUUGUGUUUUUCGCUGACACCCAACUUUUGGCAGGUUUUUUCUCUUCGAGCACGUCACUCGUCUUCUUCGGCGCCUCCGCAACGAGUCGUACGUCCGAGCUCGCUCUCACUCGAGCUGUAUGCGCUCGACCGGCUUCGAACUCUCUCGCGUCUCUCAAAACACGCGAGAGAGAGACAAAACCCACCCUCUCUGCGCCGGUACAAUGCCUUGUCAACAAGAGUGAGACUGACACAGACCAGAAUUCUGCGGCGCCAAUCAACUCUUCCUGAACAGCGUGUGCUCCCCAGACCACCGCCUCUGCUCGGGCAAGGGAAGGAAAACAUCCUCGCUUCGCUGAGAGACGGUCGCAGCAAGAGAGUCGCGAGACCAACAAGCUCUCUGAUAAAAAAAUAACACGCCCACCGCUUGAGAGAGUCAUAAUGAGGCGGGUCAACGCCUCGCGCGCGAGGACGGUACGAAAACUGAUCUUGCCGAGAACGCGCAGCACCCCCCAGAGGACACCCAUGGUCGACCCCAAAAAAAUAUUCAGAGAGAAACGAGUCUAGACUAAUUGAAAGAGUCCUCCACAAACCUCGAAUCGGCGGGAGUCGACAUUGAUGAACGGUCACCUCUUUUUAGUGAAAUCCAGGGACCACCGUGCGGUAUCGGAGCGGGUGAACCUCGUUGGAACUGGCAGGCUUGGCUGGUUUGAUGCGUGGGGUCGGGGUCAACUUAAAGAUCGCAAAUUUUGAGGUUUUUGUUUUACAACAAAACUGUUUAAAACGAGAAACGACGCUCUGAAUCCAUUCGAAAACUCUUGUACCAACAUCACGCCAGUGACCGACAGAUUGGACCAAUCGAGCGCCUGACAUACCAAACGGGUAAAACCGUCCCGCAAGAUCCCGAGUAGGACGGGCAUUUGACUACGCGCCCGGGCUGGAUUCUUCGCAAGAGGAAAUUCGGGAUGCGUCCUCCGAGUAAACACAACCGACUGAGUUUAUAUGAGAAAAGGACGAGAGGAAUAUGUAACAUUGCAACUCAAAAGAGUCUUUCUCAGGACAAGCUGUGGUCAAUGAACGGCCGUAAACUCAAAUUCAGCAUUUAACUGCAUUGAUGAAUUUCGAGCAGAGCUUGUACGAGUCAACUCAUACUUGCAUCGUAAGCUCGCGUUGCUGCUAGUUCAAUGAUUCAAACUCGAUUUUAUCAACCCUUGAAGAACUACCAAAAAAUUAUGUGGGCCUCGACCAUUUCCUCUUAAGAUCAGAAUAAAUCAAUACGCAACCCUCGCGUAUAACCGUAAUGUUGAA
Messenger RNA from Schistocerca gregaria, 5946 nucleotides. RefSeq names its product DNA-directed RNA polymerase II subunit rpb2-like. The transcript has 3 exons. NCBI's taxonomy places the organism in Eukaryota, Metazoa, Arthropoda, Insecta, Orthoptera, Acrididae. Gene Ontology annotation, cellular component: RNA polymerase II, core complex. Bases 1257 to 4403 code for a protein of 1048 amino acids. Gene Ontology annotation, biological process: DNA-templated transcription. The record is from RefSeq and is a predicted model, not a curated record. Gene Ontology annotation, molecular function: DNA-directed RNA polymerase activity; DNA binding; ribonucleoside binding.